UGUGCGUGUACUUCAAAACUCAUUUAAAACGAACAAAAUUCCAAUUUUUCUAAAGAAUAUAAAGCAAAACCUGCGCUAAAAUUGUGUGAAAAAUAAGUGAAGAAUUUUUUUGCGGCGCUCUUUCUAGCACUCAGCCAAAUGCAACAAAAUUAACUUUCGGACAAACAUAUAUAACGUAUACGCAGUGUGCACUCAGUUGAGGGCACUUAUAACUAGGCUAUAGUAAACGGUUCAGCUUAAAUCAAUUUCUAUUUUCCACUUCCGUUUGCUCGUCUCGUGCGACGUGCUAGAUUUUGAAACGCGUUACAGCAGUAUUAUCUAAAAGAGAACUCUGUUUAACUAUCCAAAUAGUGUACAGUUCAAGUUUAUUUUCAUUUAAACAGAAAAGAAGCACAGCAGCAGCGAAAUGGUUGAGGGUCAGAUAGCGGUUCAACAGCAGCAGCAAUCGGGCACUGGCUCGUCCAGUAGUGGCACAGGUGGCAACGCGGCUGGAGCCGGUGGCGCCACCGCAGGCAACGUGGCCAACAGUCAGGCCCAGCAGAAUGGCGGCUCGGGCUCCACUGUGGCCGCAGUAACUGCGGCUUCUGCCCCAGCAGCAACGGCCAAUAAUGCAGCAGCCAACAACAAUAAUAACAACAACAACACUGUAGCAACAAACAACAAUAAUAACAACAAUAACAACAACAACGAACCGGAUCCCAAAACAAAUUUGAUAGUGAAUUAUUUGCCGCAAACAAUGUCGCAGGACGAAAUACGUUCGUUGUUCGUGAGCUUCGGUGAGGUGGAGAGCUGCAAGUUGAUACGCGAUAAGGUGACAGGUCAAAGUCUGGGCUAUGGCUUCGUGAACUAUGUCAAGCAAGAGGAUGCGGAGAAGGCCAUCAAUGCACUCAACGGUCUACGUCUGCAAAACAAAACCAUAAAGGUCUCCAUUGCGCGUCCCAGCUCGGAGAGCAUUAAGGGUGCCAAUUUAUAUGUAUCGGGUCUUCCAAAGAAUAUGACACAGUCCGACUUGGAAUCAUUGUUUAGUCCAUACGGCAAGAUCAUAACUUCGCGCAUACUUUGUGAUAAUAUCACUGGUCUCUCCAAGGGCGUCGGCUUCAUACGCUUCGAUCAGCGCUUUGAGGCAGAUCGCGCCAUCAAGGAGCUAAACGGCACCACACCGAAGAAUUCCACCGAACCGAUAACCGUUAAGUUUGCCAACAAUCCGAGCAGCAACAAGAACAGCAUGCAGCCCCUGGCCGCCUACAUAGCGCCACAAAAUACGCGCGGCGGACGCACCUUUCCAGCAAACGCAGCCGCCGGCGCCGCAGCAGCAGCAGCCGCUGCCGCCAUCCAUCCCAACGCGGGCCGUUACAGCUCUGUGAUCUCACGCUAUUCGCCGCUCACCAGUGAUUUAAUUACCAAUGGCAUGAUUCAAGGAAAUACCAUAACUAGCUCUGGUUGGUGCAUUUUCGUCUAUAAUCUGGCGCCCGAAACCGAGGAGAAUGUGCUCUGGCAGCUCUUCGGGCCGUUUGGUGCUGUGCAAUCCGUCAAGGUCAUACGCGAUUUGCAGAGCAACAAGUGCAAGGGAUUUGGCUUUGUUACCAUGACCAACUACGAGGAGGCUGUGCUGGCCAUACAGUCGCUCAAUGGCUACACGCUGGGCAAUCGGGUACUUCAGGUCAGCUUCAAGACCAACAAAAAUAAGCAAACGUAAUUAUUAACCAAGUUGGCUGCUGUUGUCAAUGCCAAUGCGGCGGCAGCGGCGCUGGCUGCCAAUAGUUUGGUGCUCAAUCACAACAACAACAAGCAUCACAACAACAACAGCAACAUCUGUAGCAUCAGAAACAAUAAUGCUGCCCAUCAAUUUGGCAAACAUGCUUAUCACAACAGCAACAACAACAACAGACAACACAACAACAGCAACCAAACUAACAAACAAAAACAGCAGACAACUUCAGGUAGCAGCAGCAGCAACAACAACAACAACAAUCACUCGCUGCCACUUUUGGCAGGAGCAACAAAAGCAAAUGCAACUGCAACAGCAGCAACAACAGCCACUGCGAACAAUCGUCUAAGCAAACCACCAACAAGCAGCAACAAUACCAUAACAACAUUUAUAAGCAACGGCAGCAGCAGCAGCAACAACAACAACAACAACAACAGCAACAACAACAGCAGCAGCAGCAACAACAACAACACCUCGUCCAAUGCCACGUCGCAUGGCGAUGCCGGCGCCUGCUCAACCAGCUCUGGCAGCAUAUUGAAAACUUCCACGAAAUUCAUAUACAAUAAGCCACAAAAUCAUUUCGAGCUGCUGCAACAGCAGCUGCAGCUGCAGCAGGAAUUUGCCCAGUUCCUCACAAAUGUGGCCAACAGUGCAGCUGGGAGCGGUGCCCCUGCCACGUCCAAUCACAACAGCAGCACUGGCAAUGCAGCCAGCGGCUCCAAUGCGGCUCGCAGUGCUGCUGGCAACGCGGCAUUGUUGGGCAACUCAACAGCAACAGUAGCUGGCAACAAGAACAACAAUAACAACAACAACAACAACAGCAAUAACAACUAUCAAUCCUCAUUUAUGCCAUCCUGGUCAAAUUGGUUCUUCUAAUUGAUACUGAUUAGCAGCGACUGGUAAAUCCCUUUUUAUAUAUUUUCUCUAUUCAACUGUUUUUUGUCUAUAUAUAGGCACAUAUAUAUAUAUAUAUAUUUUGUUUUAUUUUUGUUUCAUAAUUUAUCAGUUUUACUUUUUGCAAAAGUUUUUUAAAUUUUUGAGUUAAAGUUUUUUAAAAAAUACUGCAUAUACCCACUACCUAUUCAAGUUAGGUAAAUUAGGGUAUGAUGCAAUUAUUUCGGGUUUUUUUUUGUGGAAAAGUUUAUAAACACAGACAUUUUUGAAAUUUUGUUGCUACAAAUUUGAAAUUUAUAUUUGUUUAAUAUUGUUUUUUUUUAUUUUUGUUCGCUAAGUUCGUUAAAUUCAGUUUAUCUACCGAUAAACAGGCAAAGCUCAGCCAUUAUAUUUUUUACGAAUACCCUCACUAAACACACACGUCUUUUGUAUCCGUGUUUAAUUUGCACUAACAUCAAAGUCUAGUCGCCUUUAGUAAAAAGGGCUAAUGCAACCAACAACUUAUGGUUAAGUUUUUGUUUGAAGAAAGCAACAUACUCUAGAAAUAGUUUAAUAAAUUUGGCGGAAUGAAAACUGAAAGGCCAAAACCACCAAAAACAUGACAAACAGAAGAAUAUUUAAGUCUAUUGAUAAAUGUAUAAAUACAAAGAAGAAAAAAAAAAACAGAACUGAAAUACGUUAAAAGAAUAAAACGGAAACGUUUGGCAUAUGGUCGGAACCAUUUAAAGAGAAUGGCCCCAAGUUCGACAUAUGUUCGCGAUUUGUUUAUAUAGAUAUAUAUACAUAUACAUAUACGAGUAAAUGUGUAACUCUUGCUUAAAAUAAAGAUCGUAUUGCAUUAUUAUAUACUUAAA
Messenger RNA from Drosophila montana, 3456 nucleotides. RefSeq names its product RNA-binding protein 9 (gene Rbp9). Lineage: Eukaryota; Metazoa; Arthropoda; Insecta; Diptera; Drosophilidae. The record is from RefSeq and is a predicted model, not a curated record. Gene Ontology annotation, molecular function: RNA binding. Gene Ontology annotation, cellular component: ribonucleoprotein complex. The transcript has 9 exons.